This is a messenger RNA of Panicum hallii, 798 nucleotides long. RefSeq lists its product as uncharacterized. The record is from RefSeq and is a predicted model, not a curated record. Lineage: Eukaryota; Viridiplantae; Streptophyta; Magnoliopsida; Poales; Poaceae. The transcript has 2 exons. Bases 117 to 554 code for a protein of 145 amino acids.
UCCCUCCAAGCCCCAGCUGCCGUCCUGAGCCUCCGGCCGUGUGCGGUGUGGCAGCUCCUGGACCGACCGGCCCGCGCGAGCGCGCUUCGUGCCUGGGGGACGCCGGCGCCGGCCGGAUGGAGUUCACGUCGUCCUGCUUCCACGCGUUCGGCAACCCGGACUUCGCGGCGGUGUUCUCCGGCGGCAGCGCGCAGGCCCACCGGCCGCGGCGCUCCACGGAGGGCAGCGCGAGGGCGGCGGCGGAGGACGGCCGGAGCCCCUCGUCCGCGCGCCGCGCGCCGUCCAUGUUCUGCGUCCCCGACACGGAGGCCGAGGAGCCGAACCAAUUCCUGGACGAGUGCACCCUCUGCCGCAAGGCGCUCUGCGGCGACAUCUUCAUGUACAGAGGGGACACGCCGUUCUGCAGCGACGAGUGCAGGAGGGAGCAGAUCGAGAUGGACCGCGUGAGGCACCGGAGGAAGAAGCAGCACGCCCUCCUGGCGGCGCAGCAGGCGGCGGCGGUCAUGGCGCAGCGGGAACACCGUCCCCAGCGGCAGCUCCAGCCACAGCACUAGACGGUUCCACGUCGCGCACCGGUCCCUCCCGGACUCGUCCCCCCACGUACCCAAUGAUGACGGACGGAUUCUUGCACAUUCCUAGUACUACUAGACAAGGAUUCUUCCCCCCUCGCAAGGGCCAAGUAGCCACGACCCCUUUGUUUCCGUCUGUACCCGACGCGAAAACGGAAGGUAGCGGAGGUCUUUUUGUGUCCUGCAAUGCAAUUACAACGAGCAAUCCAAUCCUCGCUCGUUUUCGUUC